AUGUUUAGUCUUGUUCCUAUAAAGCAAGAGUAUUCAAGUGUUGAAGAAGAGAAUCAAUCGGCAUCAAAUGGUUUACAGAAUAAUCUGCACCAUCACCAUCAUCAUCAUCAUCCUCAAGAGUAUCCUCCGCCCUUAUUUACACACCAAGACGUCGAAUACAUGUAUCGCCAAUUACCACAAUUUUGGAGUCAAUCCCAAAUGCAAUCAGCCGCAGCUGCAGCAGGGCAUAUUGAUGCAUCAUUAAAUAAAACUACCGGUCAACAUAAUUUAACACAACAUUCCGAAAGACUACCCGGACCAUCAUAUAUCCACCAGGAAACAGUGUACACCCAAGACCCAAAAGGGACGCGCGAGCACCCAGCAUGUUUGCCAUCAUCAGAAAGUUCUCAAAUUCUCCUCUCACCACCGCCGAUUCCAGCGCACUCUAUGGCGAACCAUACCAUAGCAUUUAUGCGUUCUCAAUCAUUUCCCGUGCGCCACAACGGUCCGGGAAGGCCGCCCAAAAACUCGUUAAUAAUCCCCACCCUAACCCCACUUGGAACUGCGUUCCCCCGACCAGGUCACAUGGUUAACCCCUCGGUUCCUGGAACCACCUCCAGUCCGUCAACCACCACAGGAACAUCAACCAUAGACACCACAUCAACCCUAGACACCAGCAGUUCCCGGAACUCUGACACGUCUACCCCGGGAUUGCCUGGAACACCUGGGCCCGGGUUGCCUGGAACCCCCGGGCCUUCUGGGUCCAAUGGUCCUAAUGGACCCAACGGCCCCAUCGGACCCAAUAGCGGUUCCGGGAACCCAGGUGGCAGCACCAGUAGUUCCACUGCAGCUUCCCCGGCAAAAAUAAAGCCAAAGUGCCAGUGUGAAGUUUGCUACAAAGAAUUCGGCCACAAAAGCAACCUAUUUAUCCACAUGCGCACUCACAAUGGUGAGCGACCAUACAAAUGUAACCAAUGUGAUAAAUGUUUUACCCACAGUGGUAAUCUGGCUAUCCACAUGCGCACGCACUCUGGUGAGCGGCCAUACGCUUGUCAAAUUUGCGGUAAAAUGUUCAGCCACUCUGGUAACUUAUCAACGCAUUUACGCACGCACUCUGGUGUUAAACCGUACAAAUGCAGUGUUUGCGGUAAAGAAUUCCGCCAUAGUGGUAACCUUUCGAUACACGAACGUAUUCAUUCUGGAAUUAAGCCAUUUCAGUGCAAAAUUUGUGGAAAAGAAUUUUAUCACAGCGGUAAUUUAACGACGCAUAUGAAAAAACACCCUAUGGACAAAGAUAGCCUGGGCCCAGGACCUGUUGGCAGAGGUCAUGGUCAUCCAAUUGUGGUUGAUGAUCAGCAGGUUGAGGUUCAAAUUGAUGGGUCAAGUCAAAUGGAUGCUGUUAUGGAUUCUACUAUGGAUGAGGAAGAGAGGUUGGAUCCCAGUGCUGCUUGUUCCGCUGAAAUUUCUGAGGCGGAUGAACAUGAGGCUGAACGUGUGUAUGAACCCUCUAGUUAA
Cotesia congregata is the source of this 1494-nucleotide messenger RNA. The record is from the annotation of a GenBank genome assembly. Lineage: Eukaryota; Metazoa; Arthropoda; Insecta; Hymenoptera; Braconidae.